UGGAGACAAGUAUUGUGAAAGUAAUAGGUACCUACAACGAGCAGAAAAAGUACGUGUGGUUCAAGAACAUCAUCUAGAAAAUUGAGACAUUGACUUAACAGAAUAUAUAAACAUGGCAUACUAUAACAGAGCGAGAAGAUUCUUUGCUUUUAUAAUGGGCGACCAGAAGCAGAAGAAUUUGUCCGCCAGCUUCAAACUCGAAAAUUUUUCAUCGACAUCUAAGCUCGCAUCGAAUGAAGUAUGCGUAUCAAUCGAUGGUAAAGAUGGCCAAAGUGAUGACUACAACCCUUUCGAGAACAGAAAUGUCGAGCACCCAAAUUCGACGGUGGGCGCUCUGAUCCACUUACUCAAAAGCUCGCUGGGCACAGGAAUUUUGGCAAUGCCUGUCGCUUUCAAAAACGCAGGUUUGCUAGGAGGAUCCAUCGGUACACUUUUCGUGGGAUUUUUAUGCACAUAUUGCGUACACAUGCUGGUCAGCGCAUCGCAUGAGAUAUGCAGGCGAGCAAAAAUUCCUUCCCUGGGCCUUGCUGAAACGUGCGGGGCGGCUUUUGAAUAUGGACCAAAAUCUCUGCGGCGGUUUAGUACGGCUGUAAGAAUCUCGGUGGAUAUUUCCAUGGUGAUUACCUACUUCAUGAUUACAAGUGUCUACGUCGUCUUCAUGUCAGAUUCUCUUCGGCAGCUCGUUGAGCAUUGGCUUCCAGAAACAACGUAUAGCACAAGGCUGUAUAUGGUAAUGAUAAUGGUGCCAUUAAUGCUAUCGUCACAAGUAAGAGAACUAAAGCAUUUAGUACCUUACUCAUUUCUGGCUAACAUUUUUAUGGUUACCUCCUUUGCAAUUUCGCUGUAUUACCUAUUUCUGGAUAUACCCGAUCCGUCCAGUAGACCGUUGUUUUCAUCGAUUGGUCACCUGCCAUUGUUUUUCAGUACAGUGAUAUUUGCUAUGGAGGGUAUUGGCGUCGUGAUGCCAGUCGAAAAUAGUAUGAAGAAACCGCAGCACUUCUUGGGAUGUCCCGGAGUCUUAAACGGCGCUAUGAGUAUCGUUGUUCUUCUGUACGCUGUCAUCGGAUUUUUCGGUUACUUGAAGUUUGGUGACGAAACGCAAGGUACGAUCACCUUGAAUUUCCCCGUGGAUGAAAUACCGGCCCAAAUACUCAAGCUUCUGAUUGUACUAUCUGUGUUCUUCACCUACAAUCUGCAAAUGUAUGUUGCGUUAGACAUAAUUUGGAAGAAAGUGGAUAAUCGCAUUGUCGGAAGUGUCAAGAGAAACGUCACGCAGGUCAUUACCCGGUGUUUGUUUGUAGCAGGAACUGUUGGAAUCGCUGCCGCUGUUCCCAAUCUGGAGCACAUAAUCGGCCUUGUGGGUUCCAUUUGUCUGUCGAUUAUUGGCGUUUUAUUACCGGCUGUUAUUGAAACGGUGGUAUAUUGGGAGUACAGUUUUGGUUGUAUGCGAUGGAAGUUGAUAAAAAAUGCUUUUCUGGCAAUAUUAGCUAUAUUUGCUCUGAUUUCGGGAGCAAUGGAAAGUAUAAGUGCACUGUUUUAGGUUGCAAUUCGAAAACACUUGCCAUUUACGUACUUUACUAACCUUUACUGCAUAGCUUUACAAUUUUAGUUAUACGACAGCUACAGUAAUUAUGUAAUAUGUAGAUAAUGAAAUCUGUGAUUUAUUUAGUAAGCUAACAUUAUUAAAUUAUUAAAUAGAUUUAUUAAGGCGA
Photinus pyralis (common eastern firefly) is the source of this 1712-nucleotide messenger RNA. Its product is annotated as proton-coupled amino acid transporter-like protein pathetic. Gene Ontology annotation, molecular function: amino acid transmembrane transporter activity. Gene Ontology annotation, cellular component: vacuolar membrane. The transcript is spliced from 8 exons. Bases 113 to 1540 code for a protein of 475 amino acids. NCBI's taxonomy places the organism in Eukaryota, Metazoa, Arthropoda, Insecta, Coleoptera, Lampyridae. The record is from RefSeq and is a predicted model, not a curated record. Gene Ontology annotation, biological process: amino acid transmembrane transport.